Magnusiomyces paraingens is the source of this 717-nucleotide messenger RNA. RefSeq lists its product as uncharacterized. Lineage: Eukaryota; Fungi; Ascomycota; Dipodascomycetes; Dipodascales; Dipodascaceae. The coding region runs from base 1 to 717 and encodes 238 amino acids. Gene Ontology annotation, cellular component: proteasome core complex. The transcript is spliced from 6 exons. The record is from RefSeq and is a predicted model, not a curated record.
AUGAAUGGAAUUAGCGUCGAUAUGAACCACCUGAAGAAGGGUGAAGUCAAUCUCGGAACAUCCAUUAUGGCUGUGGUAUUUGACGGUGGUGUCAUUUUGGGUGCCGACAGUAGAACUACAACUGGAUCUUUUAUUGCCAACAGAGUCACUGACAAGCUCACAAAAGUCCACGAUAAGAUUUGGUGCUGUACGUUUUUCAAUAGAAAUUCACCUCUGAUUAAUACUGACAGAAUAUAUAGAUCUGGAUCUGCCGCAGAUACCCAGGCAGUCGCCGAUAUUGUCAAGUACCAUCUGUCUCUCUACAGCGCACAGAAUAACCGGGCACCGACCCCUCAAAUUGCAUCGGCUGUGUUCCAAGAGCUGUGCUACAACAAUAAGGAUAACCUGACUGCUGGCAUCAUUGUUGCCGGGUUCAACGAAUCGACAGGUGCUGGCGAGGUGUACAGCGUACCACUGGGUGGUAGUAUACACCAAGCAGAAUAUGCAAUUGCUGGUUCCGGAUCUUCUUACAUUUACGGUUACUGCGACCAAAAGUUUAAGUCUGGCAUGACCAAGGAGGAGGCCAUCCAGUUUGUCAAGACAUCACUGGCUGAGGCCAUCAAGUGGGAUGGCAGCUCUGGUGGUGUCAUCCGCAUGGCCAUAUUGACUGCGGGUCCCACGGAACGUCAUGUCUUUUACCCGGAGGAGUACCGGUCUGAGUAUGUCAACCAUUAUUAG